Aspergillus sclerotioniger CBS 115572 is the source of this 676-nucleotide messenger RNA. Its product is annotated as mitochondrial 54S ribosomal protein bL33m. Gene Ontology annotation, molecular function: structural constituent of ribosome. The transcript has 2 exons. Gene Ontology annotation, cellular component: mitochondrion; ribosome. Gene Ontology annotation, biological process: translation. The coding region runs from base 52 to 234 and encodes 60 amino acids. NCBI's taxonomy places the organism in Eukaryota, Fungi, Ascomycota, Eurotiomycetes, Eurotiales, Aspergillaceae. The record is from RefSeq and is a predicted model, not a curated record.
CAUCGACAACGAAACCACCCAAACCUCCCUCCCUGGACUCAAUCCCCCAAAAUGGCCAAGAAAGCCAAGUCCCGUACUAUUUCCGUGCGCCUGAUUUCCAUGGCCAUGACAGGUUAUUUCCGCACGAUGAUCAGACCCCGUACCCAUCGGCCACUCAGCAUGCUCAAGUACGACCCUGUGGUGAAGAAGAAGGUGCUGUUUUUGGAGGCUACGAAGGGAGGUCGGAAUCGGUGAUUGCAUUACAAAUUUACAAACCUAUCGACGUACCUGGGCGCCGUUCUCUUUUUAUUUGUUGCGAUAUCGUUCGCGCGUGGCAUAUCGGAGGAGGAGCGGAUGGGACGGGACGAUACCUAUCCUACGGUUUCGACAUCGCGAGAUACCGUCGACUUGAUUUUGAAUGCACCCCGGCGCGACGGGAUUAUUUUAUCGAUAUGAAACGAUCAUGUACAUUAGAGGGUGCAUUGGCCCGGAUGCUUGUGGAGGCUGCCUUUUAGGUUGGUCUCUGAUGGAGGUCUGGGCUGUGUAUCUAUUUUGGGGUUGUAUUUUGGCGUUUAGAGCAGUACAAUUGGGUUGAAUCAAUCUUUGUUAUAUUAUACAUCUGUGGUUUGGGGUAGUAUGGUGGUGGGAAUCGGGACUGACAUAGUGGAUAGCAUGACUUUGCACAUUUUUCAACGAU